Messenger RNA from Arabis nemorensis, 849 nucleotides. Lineage: Eukaryota; Viridiplantae; Streptophyta; Magnoliopsida; Brassicales; Brassicaceae. The record is from the annotation of a GenBank genome assembly.
AUGAAGUCUUCUUGCAGUACAAGAUUCGCGUUCUUGAUUCUCUUUCUCUUUGCGGCACAAUCUGUGGGUGUCUAUGCCGGUAGCUUCCACAAAGACGUUCAGGUACAUUGGGGUGAUGGCCGUGGAAAGAUACUCGACAGUGUCGGGAAUCUUCUUUCUCUCUCGCUCGACAAAUUCUCAGGAUCCGGUUUCCAGUCCAAUCAGGAGUUACUCUUUGGAAAAGUUGAGGUUCAAAUGAAACUUAUCCCUGGUAACUCUGCUGGAACGGUCACAACAUUCUAUCUUAAAUCUCCGGGAACUACUUGGGAUGAGAUCGAUUUCGAGUUCUUGGGAAACAUAAGUGGUCAUCCGUAUACUCUCCACACCAAUGUAUACAACAAAGGCAAUGGAGACAAAGAACAACAAUUUCAUCUAUGGUUUGACCCAACCGCUGACUUUCACACUUAUUCCAUCACAUGGAACCCCCAAAGGAUUAUAUUUACGGUCGAUGGAAUUCCGAUUAGAGAGUUCAUGAACUCCCAGCCAACUGGAGUCUCGUUCCUACAUCAGCAACCAAUGAGAGUCUACGCGAGCCUUUGGGAAGCCGAGCAUUGGGCAACAAGAGGAGGAUUAGAGAAAACAGAUUGGUCAAAAGCUCCUUUCACCGCUUUCUACAGAAACUACAAUGUGGACGGAUGUGUAUGGGCUAAUGGAAAAUCAACUUGCUCCGCGAAUUCCCCAUGGUUCACACAAGUACUUGAUAACAAAGGCAAGAACAGAGUGAAAUGGGCACAGAGAAACCACAUGGUCUACAACUAUUGCGCCGAUAAGAAAAGGUUUCCUCAAGGUGCUCCUCAAGAGUGCGGUUAA